CCUUGACGACCACCUCUUGUGAUCUGCAGUCAGAUAAAGAAAACAUUGGCUCCCUCGCUCUAGCCUUGCCUUCAUCAAUCCACCACAAUCCACUGCUCGCGACCCUCCGGAGCCCAUCGUGAUCCUGACCACCAACUACCAAACCCUGGUCCCCAGCAACAAACAGCCUAGCAACCCGUUUGAUAGUCUCACACCACCACCACCACAACCACAACUACUACCACUGCCACUAUCACCAACAUUUUCGCCCUCGCUGUAAUUUCUACCCACUGGUUCGCACCUGGCCCUGUAUCCACGACAUCCUCGCCAUUGACACGGCCCAUGAGCAGCCGCAUCUUGGUCCAACAUGAAGGCUGCUCCUCUCCUCGUCUCCUGGCACAAUGAAAACGCCCCGAUCUACUCUGCCCAUUUCGAGCCACAUGGAAAGGGCCGUCUAGCAACUGCUGGCGGAGACAACAAUGUUCGCCUCUGGAGCGUCGAGACGCAUGGCGAAGAGCGCAAGGUUACGUAUCUGUCGACGCUCGUCAAGCACACACAAGCCGUCAACGUAGUACGAUGGUGCCCCCGCGGCGAAAUGCUGGCCAGCGCCGGUGACGACGGCAAUGUCCUGCUCUGGGUCCCUGCCGAGAACCAGACAACACACACAAACUUCGAGGAAGGCCUCGAGGACAAGGAGACAUGGCGAGUCAAGGCCAUGUGUAGAUCUAUAGGCUCCGAAAUCUACGACCUUGCCUGGUCGCCAGAUGGUGUCUUCUUCAUCACGGGCAGCAUGGACAACAUUGCCCGCAUCUACAACGCUCAGACUGGAACCAUUGUGCGACAGAUUGCUGAGCACAACCACUAUGUCCAAGGUGUGGCUUGGGAUCCAAUGAACGAGUACAUUGCGACGCAAUCGUCCGACCGAUCUGUACACAUUUACACACUGAAGAACAAGGACGGCCAAUUUUCCCUGGCCCAGCACAGCAAGGUCACCAAGAUGGACCUGCCCGCACGACGAGUAUCUUCGAAUAGCCCUGCACCACCCGACUUUGGUGGCCGUGCCUCAUUCGUAGGUGAUUCACUGGCAAUCGGCUCGCCUGUGCCCUCAAUGCCUGGCACACCACAAUCGCUCGCCCUGCCGACCAUGCACCCGCCGCCAACCUCACACAGCCGUCGCUCGUCAUUUGGCUCCUCGCCCUCCAUGCGCCGCUCUGCUUCGCCAGCUCCAUCUAUGCCCCUGCCCGCUGUCAUGCCCAACUCUCCCAGCAUUGGUAGUAUCGGUACUGGAAUCCGGAACGUACCCAUCUACUUCAACGAGACACUCACAUCCUUCUUUCGACGCCUUACGUUUGCUCCAGAUGGAAGCUUGCUCUUCACUCCGGCAGGCCAAUAUAAGGCACUGCACCCGUCUGUAGGCGAGGCGAAGCCGGCGGAGGACAUUACCAACACCGUCUACAUUUACACUAGGGCCGGUCUGAACAAGCCUCCAGUAGCGUAUUUACCGGGUCACAAGAAGCCUUCGGUUGCUGUGCGUUGUUCACCUGUGUACUACACCCUACGUCAGACGGCUCCUCCGACAAGACAAAUCACCAUUGACACCUCCAACAUGGACGAUGAGAUCCCCUCUCUGCCUGAGCCCGUCAUGCCCUCAAAGCCUCCGACAUCGCAUUCAUCAAUGGACCCGCCGCCCAUUACAAGUGCCCCGUCACCCUCACCAAGCGUUUCAGCACCAUCGCCCAAGCCUAAUGAGAACGACGCAUCUGCACCAACCGCGCCGCCCGCUGGGCCUGUGUCUGCCUUUACGCUGCCUUAUCGCAUGAUUUAUGCUGUUGCAACACAAGAUGCCAUCCACAUUUACGAUACGCAGCAGCAGAAGCCGCUGUGCAUAGUUAGCAACUUGCACUUUGCUACUUUUACAGACAUCACCUGGUCUAACGAUGGAUCCAUGCUGCUCAUGACAUCCUCGGAUGGUUUCUGCUCUUCGAUAACAUUCGCUCCUGGAGAACUGGGUGAAAAGUACACAGGACCAUUGGCUGUCCAUAACAGACAGCAAAAUGUACCUGCCGCCAUUAACACAGCGGCCAGCCAGGCAUCCAAUCAUUCCACUCCAACACCUACGCCGACGACUGGAAGCAUGUCAGCAACAGCGACAGCAACAGCACCUCCAAUGCAAAGACAACCAUCUGCAGGUUUCCCAGCAUCUCCGAGCUCUUUUGUUCCCGCAAGACCAGGCAGUCCAACAAGAAGUAACUCAGUGUCUAGUAUCGCUACAGCCUCGUCCUUUGCUCCUGGAGCGGGAGAUCAAAGCAACAUGAAUGCACCAACACCAGUCAUGUCGUCAGUGCCUAGCAUUGCAGCAGCUAACUCUGGGCCGGUUCCUAUGUGGACACCGCCUCUUACCCCUGCUCAUGGUCAGGGUGGGUCGCAUAGCGCCAGUAGCUCAGUCAGUGGUGUUCCACACGUUGGCCAGGUCGGACGUAGAGAGAGCGAAAGGAGCGAAUGCGAUCGUGACGAUGGAGCAGCACUGUCUAAGAAACGAGAUCUCAACCCUGUCGCAGAGGCUGAGACGGAAGACGUGCGAGAGAACAAGAGGCGGAGAAUUGCGCCAACACCUGUUGAGUUGACAAUGGAGGGGGAGGAGGCGAUUGCGAGCACCGAGGAGGAGCAAACACCUGGUCAAUAGUAAUUGUUUGCCGGGUUGAAUUUCCUUUUCUAAAGCUUCUGCACUGCUUAUAGCGAUUCUCUAGCACGGCGUUUGGGACAUGGGCCAGGAUUGCGCAAUCAGCCACGACGCUGAGUUUGAGCAACGUGGACAUGGGGCUUUUCCACAUAUUGGGCGUUGUCUGACAGUCAUUAUUUGUUUAAUAAGAGUUCACUGUACGAAGGUAUGCACGGCCAUGUUUGGAGCUACGGGGCCAGAAUGAAAGCAGAUACAUAAUCAAGUAUUUAUUGCAAGGCUUCGAGGAAGGGAGGAAGUCCGGAAGGAUUACCGUGUAUCUCCAUGGCAGAUGUACUAGCGCCUUGCUUGCUGCAGUAUGGUUUGCUUUUUACCAAGAGAUCCAAGACGGAUCGGCUCAAUCUCUACCC
Molecule: messenger RNA, 3066 nt
Organism: Bipolaris sorokiniana ND90Pr
Lineage: Eukaryota; Fungi; Ascomycota; Dothideomycetes; Pleosporales; Pleosporaceae
Exons: 5
Coding region: 347-2662 (771 amino acids)
Biological process (GO): nucleosome assembly; DNA replication-dependent chromatin assembly
Cellular component (GO): CAF-1 complex; nucleus
Molecular function (GO): protein binding
Source: RefSeq, a predicted model, not a curated record